AGUCCGGCCGGGUUUGUGUAACUUUUGAGGUUUUGUGACAAUGCAGUGUGGAUGAAAAAAGAUGGUUUUCCUGGUCAGGAGUUCAAUGACACACAUCCGGAUGUCCUCAUAUUGCUUCCUGAAGCACCUGAGGAGCACUCUGUGUGGGAAUUCAUCACAAAUUCCCCGGAAUAACCUCACUUUUCCCUGGCGAAAAUUUUCCUCCGCCAAUGCUGAAAUCGAGGAGAAACUCCGGAAUAUCCCCCUGGAGAGAAUCCGGAAUUUUUGCAUUAUAGCCCAUGUGGAUCAUGGGAAGAGUACCCUAGCUGAUAGAUUACUCGAGAAGGCUGGAUUGCGUAUUGAUCGCCCUCAAAUUCUCGAUAGUUUGCAGGUGGAGAAGGAACGUGGGAUCACUGUUAAAGCCCAAACGGUGUCACUAUUCUACAGGCACGGGGAUGUGGAUUAUCUGCUCAAUUUAAUCGACACUCCGGGGCAUGUUGAUUUCUCCAAUGAAGUCCAUCGAUCCCUGGCACCGUGUGACGGGGCAAUCCUCCUCGUGGACGCCAAUCAUGGGAUACAGGCUCAAACGGUGUCCAACUACUUCAUGGCAGCCACGCGGAAUCUCAAAAUCCUCCCAAUUUUGAAUAAAAUUGACCUCCGGAAUGCAAAUCCCACAAGGACGUGCGAAGAGCUCCAAUCGAUGUUUGAUAUCCCUCCUGAAAGUGUCCUUAAGAUUUCUGCAAAAUUGGGGACGGGAAUGGAAGCUGUGAUUCCAAGCAUAAUUGAACGUCUUCCUGCACCAAAUACCCAUCCGGAAGCACACUUUAGGGCUCUUCUGUUUGACAGCUCAUUCGAUCGGUACCGUGGGGCGCUGAGUUUGAUAAAUGUACGCGACGGAGAGAUCCGUAUUGGGCAGGAGAUUACCUCCGUGGCCACGGGGAAAACGUACGAGGUUAAGACUUUGUCUCUCCUGACGCCUGCUGAGGUUCCCGUUGCGUGCCUUCGAGCGGGUCACGUGGGGCUCCUUGGGUGCAAUAUGCGUAGCGGCAAGGAGGCUGUAAUUGGUGAUACCAUCCACCACAAGGGAGCCAGUGUGACAGCCCUCCCGGGGUUCCGUCCCCAGCAAGCCAUGGUCUUUGCCGGGGUCUACCCUCCGGACCAGUCAAAGUACAUCUCCCUCCGGGCAGCCAUUGAGAAGCUAACUCUCAAUGAUUCCGCUGUUACUGUGAGCCCUGACAGUAAUUCCGCCCUUGGACAGGGAUGGCGUCUUGGCUUCCUCGGGCUCCUCCACAUGGAAGUCUUCUGUCAGCGCCUAGAGCAGGAAUACGACGCAGAGCCCAUCAUUACAGCCCCAUCGGUGACGUACAAAGUACGCCUCCAUGGAACUAAAGUCAUUAAAGCUCAUGGGGGUGCUGAAAUGAUUGACGUGAGCAAUCCAGCUCUCCUUCCGGACUCGCAGCACAUUGCCGAAUUCCACGAACCCCUCAUCUUGGCCACAAUAAUCACACCCACGGAAUUCAUUGGAUCCGUCAUUGGGCUCUGUGUGGAACGUCGCGGUGUCCAGAAGACUUCCACCCACAUUGACAGUGAUCGUGUGAUGAUGACCUACAUCUUCCCACUAUCAGAGAUUGUUCUGGACUUCUAUGAUCACCUCAAAUCCCUCACAUCGGGCUAUGCCAGCUUCGACUACGAAGAUCACGGGUACGCCCUGACGAAUGCCGUGAAGCUCCGGAUCCUCCUCAAUGGGCAAGAUGUUGAGGAACUCAGUACAAUUGUGCACGCCAGUAAAGCCACAACGUAUGCCCGACAACUCGUUGCCAAGCUCAAGGAAAUCAUCCCACGGCAGAUGAUUCUCAUUGCCAUUCAAGCAGCUGUUGGGGGAAAAAUUCUCGCGAGAGAAACCAUAAAACCCUUCAGGAAGGAUGUAACAGCCAAAUUGUACGGCGGCGAUGUAACGCGACGCAUGAAGCUUCUUCGUCAACAGGCUGAGGGAAAGAAGAAGAUGCGCUCCAUUGCAAAUAUCUCCAUUCCUCGGGAUACCUUCAUCAGUAUCCUCAAGCGAUAAUAGCCAGAGAGAAUGAAAAUGAAUGGGGGAGUGAGGUUUUUCUUUGUUAUAUAAGAAAGGGCAGGAAAGCAGCGAAUGAGCCUGAAAAGAAAAUAAAAAAAUAAUUAAAAUAUUUUAUUGAAA
Molecule: messenger RNA, 2167 nt
Organism: Lutzomyia longipalpis
Lineage: Eukaryota; Metazoa; Arthropoda; Insecta; Diptera; Psychodidae
Gene: waw
Product: translation factor GUF1 homolog, mitochondrial
Exons: 5
Coding region: 62-2044 (660 amino acids)
Biological process (GO): positive regulation of translation
Cellular component (GO): mitochondrion
Molecular function (GO): GTPase activity; mitochondrial ribosome binding; GTP binding
Source: RefSeq, a predicted model, not a curated record